This is a messenger RNA of Diachasma alloeum, 729 nucleotides long. RefSeq lists its product as uncharacterized. NCBI's taxonomy places the organism in Eukaryota, Metazoa, Arthropoda, Insecta, Hymenoptera, Braconidae. The coding region runs from base 1 to 729 and encodes 242 amino acids. The transcript has a single exon. The record is from RefSeq and is a predicted model, not a curated record.
AUGGCGGAAGUCGUCUCUCAAUCACAAUCCCGCCGCCUAUUUAUCACCGACAGAACAACUGGGACCCAAUACCUAGUGGACACAGGCUCAGACGUCUCUGUCACGCCUUGCAGGCGGUCACCAAGCCAAAGGGAGACCAGUGGCUAUAAACUCUUCGCGGCCAAUGGCACCCUCAUUGAUACGUACGGCUCCAUCUCGCCAGAUCUCGGUUUCCGCAGAGAUUUCACAUUGCGAUUCAUCGAAGCAGACGUCAGUAAACCCAUCAUCAGUGCUGACUUCCUGCAUCACUUCAGUCUGCUACCGGACUUGAGAAACGGAGCAAUCAUCGACAGCGCGACAGGCCUCCAAUCGAAUGGCCAGUCCGCGCGAUUCCGCGCGACGUCUGUCAAACUCCUCGAGAUCAAGGAGGAUUCACCGUACGCGUCGAUCCUCAAAGAGUUCCCAACAAUAGCAAAACCGGGAAGAUUGCUCAGAAAAGCGAAGCACUCCACCGUUCAUCACAUAAGGACAACACCAGGACCACCAAUCUCCUGCAGAGCUCGCCGCCUAGCGCCGGAUAAACUCAAAACCACUCAAGCGGAGUUGUCCAGCAUGCUGACGCUCGGAACCGCGAGGAGAUUUGAAAGUCCCUGGGCAUCCGCGCUCGACCUAGCCCCUAAGGGCAACAACGGAUGGAGGCCAUGCGGUGAUUACCGCGCACUCAACGACGGGAGAAUACCAGAUAAGUAG